Messenger RNA from Lucilia sericata (common green bottle fly), 5175 nucleotides. It is a transcript of the gene RpI1, whose product is annotated as DNA-directed RNA polymerase I subunit RPA1. Gene Ontology annotation, biological process: DNA-templated transcription. The record is from RefSeq and is a predicted model, not a curated record. Gene Ontology annotation, molecular function: DNA binding; DNA-directed RNA polymerase activity. Gene Ontology annotation, cellular component: RNA polymerase I complex. The coding region runs from base 137 to 5131 and encodes 1664 amino acids. The transcript has 15 exons. Lineage: Eukaryota; Metazoa; Arthropoda; Insecta; Diptera; Calliphoridae.
AACAUUUCUUCAUUCAUUGUGUAAAUUUUGCUUGGAAUGCGGUUUAUUUUUGUGCUUUUUAAAAGUUUUUAAUUUGUCGUUAAAGAUUAAAGUUGUAAUAUUUGUGUUACUUUAAAAGGAAUAUAAUAAUUUCAUCAUGGGAACCAUGAAAACAUUUGAUGUGGACAUGUUUCCAAGCGAUUUGGAAUUCUCAGUUUUUACUGGUGAAGAAAUCAAACGUCUCAGCGUGGUCAAGAUUAUUACUGGUCUAACGUUCGAUCCUUUGGGACAUCCUUUGCCAGGAGGUUUAUACGAUAGUCAAAUGGGUACUUAUGGAAAACGCAUGGAGCCAUGUGCUACAUGUCUAAAUAUACAGGCUUGUCCUGGCCAUUUAGGCCACAUCGAAUUGAACGCCCUGGUAUAUAAUCCAUUUUUUAUUAAGCUUGUACAAAAAAUGUGCAACGUAUUCUGUUUUACUUGUCAAAAAAUGCAAGCAAAAGAUCAUGAGAUCGAAAUACUCAUACUACAAUUGAGACUCAUUGAUGUUGGCUAUAUUGUGGAAGCACAAGAAUUAGAGAUGUACAAAUCUGAAAUCGUGCUAAAUAACGUUGAAACGAUGGUGAAAUUGGAAAGUGGUGACAAUGUUCAUCCACGUAUUGGGGAAAUGUACCAGCUUCUUGAGAAAGGAAUCAUCAACAAGGUAAAUGUGACUAAAACUUCCUGUGCUCUCCGCUCGGCUGUAGUAAAUGCAGCACUACAGCGUCCAACUUCGAAGAAAUGUAUACACUGUAAAAAUCCAUUGCGAAAUAUUCGCUAUCUACAUCGUAAACUCGUCUACUAUAUGAGCAUUUCAGAAAUUAAAAGCAAAUUCGAAAAUGUAGAGGACCCUAGUGGUCAACAUAAAGUUAUUUUUGCCGAUGAAUGUCGGAAAUUCUUGCGCCAGGUUUAUAAUAACUAUCCUGAAUUGAUGAAACUUCUUUUUCCCAUUCUCAAUAUUAAUUUGAAAUCGAACGACAAAGAUGCUUCUCCAGUCGAUAUAUUUUUUAUGGACACAAUACCAGUGACACCACCAAAAGCUCGGCCUUCAAAUGUAUUAUACAACCAAAUUGUUGAGCAUACUCAAACAGCUCUUUAUCGCAAUAUAAUUGAAAAUAAUUCAGUGCUUCGUGUAGUUUUGAAGCACAUUAAAGGUCAGGUUGAUGAGAUGUCUGCAGAAGCAAAGGAAGCAUUCAUUAGCACUAGAGGAGAAACGCCAUAUGAAAAACUUUAUAAUGCUUGGCAAAAUUUACAAUCAUCUAUAAAUAUAUUAUUAGACGUUAACAUGUCGAGAGAUUCUCCAUCUUCAACUGGUUUAAAACAAGUGUUGGAAAAGAAAGAAGGUCUUAUACGGAAGCACAUGAUGGGUAAACGUGUUAACUAUGCAGCACGUACUGUCAUAACACCCGAUCCUAAUAUCAAUGUAGAAGAAGUUGGCAUCCCAGAUAUAUUUGCGAAAAAAUUAUCUUAUCCUGUACCGGUGACUCCAUGGAAUGUCGCCGAGUUACGUAAAAUGGUAAUGAAUGGACCAAAUGUACAUCCCGGUGCCAAUUACAUACAAGAUGAAAGGGGCUAUACUACCAUAAUUCCUGCUGAUAACGCCGCUAAAAGGGAGAGCAUGGCAAAGUUAUUGUUUAAUUACCCAGAAAAGGGCAUUAAAAUUGUCCACCGUCAUGUGCUAAACGGUGAUGUGUUACUUUUGAAUCGUCAGCCAUCUCUACAUAGACCUUCAAUUAUGGCCCACAAAGCUCGUAUCUUGCAAGGGGAAAAGACUUUCCGUCUACAUUACUCUAACUGUAAAGCUUAUAAUGCUGAUUUUGAUGGUGAUGAAAUGAAUGCACAUUUACCACAAAGUGAAGUGGCACGUUCUGAAGCUUACAACUUAGUUAAUGUUGCUAGCAAUUACUUGGUUCCUAAGGACGGCACACCUCUUGGAGGUCUUAUUCAGGAUCACGUUAUAUCAGGUGUAAAAUUGUCUCUGCGAGGACGUUUCUUCAAUCGUGAUGAUUACCAACAACUUGUCUUCCAAGGUUUAUCCCAUAUUAAGAAAAACAUAAAACUUUUACCACCGACUAUCAUAAAACCCAUACAGUUGUGGUCUGGAAAACAGAUUUUGUCGACUAUAAUUAUAAAUCUAAUUCCCGAAGGUUACACUCCGAUAUCUUUGAACUCUGUUGCAAAAAUUGGUGAUAAGCAUUGGAUGGUCACCACUAAUAGAAAAGCCAUUGCAGGAGGCACAGAUCUAAAAAAUACUCAAAUGUCAGAAAGUGAAGUUGUUAUACGAAAUGGUGAACUUUUAACUGGUGUUUUAGAUAAACAACAAUACGGUGCCACUACAUAUGGUUUAAUUCAUUGCAUGUACGAGCUGUAUGGUGGGGAUACAUCCACCUGCUUAUUGACAGCUUUUACUAAAGUAUUUACAUUCUUCUUGCAACGUGAGGGCUUUACAUUGGGUGUCAAAGACAUUCUAGUCACCGGAGCGGCAGAUGCGAAAAGACGUAAAAUUAUACAAGAAAGCAGAGAAAUUGGAAAUGCUGCAUUAGCUUCGGCCUUGGAUUUGGAAGAUGUUCCUUCUUUGGAUGUACUAUCUGAAAAGAUGGAGGAGGCUUACAUCAAAGAUCCUCAAUUCCGCGUUGUCUUAGAUCGCAAAUACAAAGCUUUGUUGGACAACUACACUAAUGACAUCAAUAAAACAUGUUUACCUGAUGGUUUAAUAACAAAGUUUCCUAGUAAUAAUCUGCAAUUAAUGGUUUUAUCUGGCGCUAAAGGCUCUAUGGUAAACACUAUGCAGAUUUCCUGUAUGUUAGGUCAAAUUGAAUUGGAAGGUAAACGGCCGCCGCUAAUGAUAUCCGGAAAGUCGUUGCCCAGUUUCACUUCGUUUGAAACAUCACCAAAGUCUGGCGGCUACAUUGAUGGACGUUUCUUAACGGGCAUACAACCUCAGGACUUCUUUUUCCAUUGUAUGGCUGGUCGUGAGGGUCUUAUUGAUACUGCUGUGAAAACUUCUCGUUCAGGUUAUUUACAACGUUGUCUUAUUAAACAUUUAGAGGGUUUGACGAUUAAUUAUGACUUGACGGUCCGUGAUAGUGACAACACGGUGGUACAAUACCUUUAUGGCGAGGAUGGGCUUGAUAUUUUGAAAUCAAAAUUCUUCGAUAGCAAAUUUGGUACAGAAUUUUUAACGCAAAAUUCUUCUGUAAUUUUGAGCCCUCAAGAAUUGUCGAAGAUUAAAAACGAAGAAGAACUCUCUAAAGUGCAACGACAUAAUAAAAAGUUGCGCAGCUGGUUAAAGAAACGCAGAAGCGCCGCAAAGGCUCACACAAAGCACCUCUCUCCAUUUACAGAAUUCUCCGCAGAACUUCGCAACGAAAUUGAGGUGGAAAAUCCCAACGAAAUAAAUGAAAUGACUGGCAGACGUCGUAUAGAUGAAGCCAUAAUCAAAUUGUGGCGCAAGGCAGAUGCUGACAGCAAAAAGCUGUAUCGAAAAAAAUAUUCCCGCCAGCCUGAUCCCACAAAUUCAGUUUAUAGCCAAGAUACAACUUUCGGCUCUGUGUCUGAAAAAAUGGAACAGAUUGUAGCCGAUUACAUUGAAAAACAUCCAAAUCGAAAGGAGGUCGUCACCGAUGUUAUGUAUGUCAAAAAUGUUAAAGCAUUAGCAGCACCAGGUGAACCAGUUGGUUUGUUAGCAGCACAAUCCAUUGGUGAACCCUCUACACAGAUGACACUUAACACUUUCCAUUUUGCUGGCCGUGGUGAAAUGAACGUUACUCUGGGUAUUCCACGUCUGCGUGAAAUUCUUAUGAUGGCUUCGGCCAAUAUUAAAACACCAUCCAUGGAUAUACCUAUUAAAGCCAAUCAAGAGAAGGCCGCGGAAAAAUUAAGAAUAUCUUUGAAUCGGGUCACUCUCGCUGAUGUUUUGCAAUAUGUAAAUGUUAAGACACAAUUGGUCCAACAGCCUACCAGAUCGCAAAAAUAUGAAUUAACAUUUCAAUUUCUGCCGCGUGAAGUAUACAGUGAUGACUUUUGUGUAAAACCCAAACAAAUACUUAGAUUUAUGAGCAAUAUAUUCUUCAAAUCUCUUUUCCGCGCCAUCAUCAAGUCGAACAAGUCAAAAUCUAUAACCAUUGAAAUGAACGAGAACCAAAAAGAAGAUUCAAACAACGAUGAUAAAAUAGAUGGCGAUGACGGUGAAAACGCAAGUGAUGGUAAUAAAAAAACCAAGUCAAAUGAAUCGGCUAACGACAAUGAUAAAGAUUCGUCAGACGAGGAAGAUGCUAACGAUGAUGGCGAUGACGCUACUGGCAUAAAACUAAAAUCUCGUAAAUUGGACGAAACUGAAUACGAUGACCCCGAUGACGCUGAUGAACUGAAAGAUGCCCAAGAUGAUGAAGAUCUAAAUGAUGAAGGAUUCCUUGAUACCGAAGCUGAGGAAAGUAGCGAUGAAGUAGAAAAUGAAAAAGGUGAUAAACAAAUGGAGAAAAUCCUUGAAAAUUCGAUGGUAGAAAAUUAUGUUUAUGAUAAGAAACAUUAUUUAUGGGCAAAAUUGACAUUUAAUAUUGAUAUGAAGUAUAAACAACCCAACAUUUUAUCGAUUAUAAAAGAGUUGGCUCAAAAGACUGUAAUUCAUCAAGUUGAUAAGAUUAAGCGCGCCAUCAUCUAUAAGGGCAAUAAUAAUGAACAGACACUUAAGACCGAUGGUAUUAACAUCGUUGAAAUGUUUAAACAUAAUACAGUUCUUGACUUAAAUCGUUUAUACUCAAACGAUAUACACGCCAUUGCUCGUACUUAUGGUAUAGAAGCUGCCGCCCAAGUGAUUGUUCAGGAAGUAACGAACGUUUUCAAAGUGUAUGGCAUUACGGUGGAUCGUCGUCACUUAUCGCUCAUAGCAGAUUACAUGACCUUUAAUGGGACAUUCCAGCCACUGUCCCGUAAGGGCAUGGAGCACUCUUCCUCACCACUUCAGCAAAUGUCGUUUGAGUCGUGCUUACAAUUUUUGAAAAAUGCUGCAGGAGCUGGUUGUUCGGAUGAAUUGAAUUCACCAUCCAGUCGUUUGAUGGUUGGUCUGCCAGUUAAAAAUGGCACAGGUGCCUUUGAUCUGUUGACAAAAAUAUGCUAAUUAUUUACAAUAAAUAUUAUUCUAUAUACUAUUAUGGUUCAAAU